AUGUUCUCCAAAACAUUCAUUUCCCUUUUCGCCCUCACUUUGUUAACUGCCAUUCCCAUUUCGACGCUGGCAUUGCCCACAGGAGAAUCUGACUCUGAGCCUGAAACGGUGGAGAUGUUGGUUUCGAGUGUGUUGAUCAAUUUCGGUGAACAUACCGCGCACCUACCAGGCUUGAAUACUAGCGAGAGGAUUCACAAUGGCUCAGAUACUAUAGCGUCAUUAGCUAUGGGCAAGUCUAUAGGUAACGAACAUUCCUUCUACUUCUAUACUUACGAUGACGCCAAUACUACUCUCACACAAAAUCUGACUUGCACCUACAAGACGCUCAAGGCAUCUGAGAAUCAAGCACAAUACAAUUUGACCAAUGUAAUUCCCUUGAAACCAGUAUCAAAUAAUACCGAUGUGGCUAGUUUGAGAUGCGUUACGAGCUCCGUAGAGGUUUACAACUCUAAUAAUACCAACAUUCAGUAA
Kwoniella botswanensis is the source of this 471-nucleotide messenger RNA. RefSeq lists its product as uncharacterized. The record is from RefSeq and is a predicted model, not a curated record. The transcript is spliced from 3 exons. Lineage: Eukaryota; Fungi; Basidiomycota; Tremellomycetes; Tremellales; Cryptococcaceae. Bases 1 to 471 code for a protein of 156 amino acids.